Messenger RNA from Cladophialophora immunda, 696 nucleotides. RefSeq lists its product as uncharacterized. NCBI's taxonomy places the organism in Eukaryota, Fungi, Ascomycota, Eurotiomycetes, Chaetothyriales, Herpotrichiellaceae. Gene Ontology annotation, molecular function: saccharopine dehydrogenase activity. The coding region runs from base 1 to 696 and encodes 231 amino acids. The transcript has a single exon. The record is from RefSeq and is a predicted model, not a curated record. Gene Ontology annotation, cellular component: cytoplasm.
AUGAGGCCAUGGGAAGUGUAUCGAGCUACCCAAGUCAAGAUCUACUCCUCAAAGACGUGCGCUCAGCUUUGGAGACCAGAUCCAAGGCCGCAGGGCGUCAACCACGAGUGCUUGUUAUUGGUGCUCUGGGCUGUUGCGGUCGUGGCGCCGUCGAUCUUUGCAAGCAAGCCGGCAUAUCGGACGAAAACAUCCUCAAAUGGGACCUACCAGAGACUAAGAAGGGCGGGGCCUUUCGAGGAAAUCGUUGAGUCGGACGUAUUUGUGACCAGCAUUUAUCUGAGCGAGCCGAUCGCGCCUUUUAUCAACAAGGAAUCCCUCUCGUCCCCGAAGCGCAACCUGUCAGUUUUGUGUGAUGUUAGUUGUGACACUACGAAUCCUCACAACCCGAUCCCUAUCUACGACGAGAACUCUACCUUCAAAACCCCGACACUCCCGGUCCCGGGGUUCGAGAACCCUCCGCUAUGUGUGAUCAGCAUAGACCACCUCCCCUCCUUGUUGCCGAGGGAAGCUAGCGAGGCGUUCUCGCAGGCUUUGCUGCCGAGCCUACUGCAGUUGAAGGAAAGGAAGAGUGCGAGGGUGUGGAAGCAGGCAGAGGAGUUAUUCAAUGAAAAGGUGAGCACGCUGCCAGAGGUCAUGACGGGCGCCUGGAAGAAAAUCACCGGCACGGAGACCGGCGAGGUAAACGGAUCAACGUAG